This is a messenger RNA of Suillus clintonianus, 381 nucleotides long. RefSeq lists its product as uncharacterized. The transcript has 4 exons. NCBI's taxonomy places the organism in Eukaryota, Fungi, Basidiomycota, Agaricomycetes, Boletales, Suillaceae. The coding region runs from base 1 to 381 and encodes 126 amino acids. The record is from RefSeq and is a predicted model, not a curated record.
AUGCAAAUCAUGGCGUGUCUCAGCCUCAAGUUCCUUUACUGCCCAACCGCCAGUCUCAGUCUCUCCGCAGCACCAACCCUCCAAGAUGGUGAGACAGAAGAGUGGGCUGAAAUCUGGGGCGCCAUUACAAAGGGCAAGCUCAUGGGAAAUGGUUUCAUAGGCGUUGGUUACACUUUCUGGUAUGCGGGGACACUUAUCCAGUCCCAGCACACAGCACCUCCCUCCAAUCCAAGUCCGUCCACCAAAGCCACCCCUACCCCCAUGACCCAUACACGCCACCCAACCUUCACCCAACCUUCCCGCCUCGCCAUGCCUUUCGCUUCUCUAUUCGGCGGCAAGCCCAUGACUACACCCACAACAAUCGUUGCUACCCUCGGCUGA